AGUUGAGGUUCAGUAAUCAAACUCAUCAUCUUCAAUAAAGUUCACGACUUCUGGAAGCAAAUCAAUUUUUGUUGUGCUGAAUUCUUGAGUUGAUUCAAAAUUUGUACCAUUCGUUUUCCUUUUAAUAACAAUCAAAAUGAGAGAAACCGUGAUAGUUCUAACACUUUUCUGUUUGUUCGGUUACAUUGUCGCUAAAUAUCCGACCGAUUUAACGAGAUGUCAUUUUGGCGAUACAAAUUGUUUGAAAAAAACGAUUCAGGAGUAUGCAACGCAGUUGAAAUCGGGGCGACGCGAUUUGGGCUUAGUACCAAUUGAUCCAUUGCAAGUUGACGAAGUCAAUAUUGACCAAGGAAACACCAGCCCCGUGAAUAUCAACUUGAAAUUCCGUGAUCUCAAAUGCCAUGGAUUGAGUACAGCAACAAUCAAAAAAGUGGUUGGCUUCCAAAAAGAUAUAGCGAAUUCUAAAUUCGAAAUUUACGCUAAAAUUGAGCGCAUUUCGCUAGUCGGUCGAUACAAGGCGCGUGGAAAUAUUUUGUUAUUGCCAAUUUUCGGCAACGGCGCCGCAAACUUAACACUCGAUAACAUUGACGCAAGCAUCAAAUUCAUAGCCAAGGCUGAAACUAAAAAAAGCAAACAGCACCUAAGAGUUACCGAUCUUAUAUUGGAUUUUGAUACGACAAGACUUUGGAUGAAUUUUGAAAAUUUAAUUAACGGCGAUCAAUUGCUCAGUGAAUCGACCAAUACAUUUUUGAAUGAUAAUUGGACGGAAAUUUUGAGAGAGUUGAAGCCCGUAUUGACGAAAGCCAUUGGUGGCAUUUACAAAGCCGUCGCUGAACCAAUCUUCAAUAAAUUCCCAUAUGAAGAGCUCUUCUUAGCUCAUGAUGAAUGAAUACUGUUAUCGAGGGCACAACAUAUUUAGUCAUACAUGUAUAUCAAUGAAAAUUAUUUAUAACGUAUUGUACAAAACAAUUACUAAAAUUAAUUUUUUUUAUCAAAAAUAAA
This is a messenger RNA of Sitodiplosis mosellana (orange wheat blossom midge), 1002 nucleotides long. Its product is annotated as protein takeout-like. Bases 137 to 889 code for a protein of 250 amino acids. Lineage: Eukaryota; Metazoa; Arthropoda; Insecta; Diptera; Cecidomyiidae. The record is from RefSeq and is a predicted model, not a curated record. The transcript is spliced from 5 exons.